UGUGUGUUAGGGCCGGCUCUCCAAUAAUUAACACGGACCAGUCUUGAUAAGGAUAGGCUAAUAUAAUAAUACAUUAAUUAAUACAUUAAUAUAAUAAUAAAUUAAUAAAAUAGGCCUAAUAAUAAUUAAAAUCACAUAAACAGUUUUUAAGUGGCAUUUCAUUUCCAUUUUUACAUUUCUUAAACAUCAACUGAACCCACUUUGAUGUUAAAGCAGGUAAAUCCCUUGAUGCUUAGUUAUACUACUUACAUUAUGUUCUGAUCUGACCUCUUUUGUUCUUCAAUCCCUGCAGUAAACAUGUUUAUUGGGCCUGAUAUAUCCAAAUCAUUCACACAAUAAACACACAUUGUUCACAAUGUCAUAUCAGUUAUGCCAACAAUAGCCCCGCACAGUAUUUAGUUAGUGAGCCACAUCUCAUAAGGCUUCACAGGAGGGUCAGUGGUCCUUGGGAUUGGACCUUCACCUUGCUGAUAAGAAUAUAUUCCCCUUGCUUCCUUGUAGUACCAGUGCGGCUCAUUGUGUGUCAGUCUCUCUGUCUUUCUCUCUCUGCUCGGACUUGUUAAGGAAUAUCUCAAACUCGUAAGUACUUUAUGGAUCUUCAUUUUGCCUCUGGAUGGAUCGAUAUCAACGCUACAUAACAAGCGAUUGGACUAAACCUUAACAGCACAGACACAAAUAGAUAUUUUGAUAGUUUGAUAUCACAGGUAUAUUUAACCAGAGCAACAAACAACUUCUAGUGUUGGUGGUUGGAGAGGAGCUGGAGAAGACUGUGGAGAAGAAGCCGACAGACACUUCAGGAGAUCGAGGAGCAGAGGCACGGCUGUAGCCAGGACCGACAUCAUGAGCCACUACAGCGACGGGUCCUUCUACAACCCGGCCUACCACGACAGUGAGACUCUGGAGCUGGACAGAAGACCCCCCUUCAAGCCCCGACACAGCAACCCCUACGCCCAGGACCCGCCCCCCCCCUGGCAGGCCGCGAGGGCCUCGGUGGUCUCCACGGUGACGGGCCCCAGGGCCAACGCGGACCCCUGGGAGGGAGGGGCGGGGGGGGGCCUGGGGGCCCUGGGAGCCCUUCCCUUAGGGCCCCGGCCGCCACAACACCAGGACCCCCCGUGGCACCGACAGCCCCACCACAGCUCGGUCCACGUCGAAGGGUCCUUCCCCGAUGCCGCCGGUCCGUCCCGCUUCCCCGCCACCUUCUCAGCCAACAUGACGAUGCGGUUAAGGGGAAUGAGGAGAAUGAGUAUGUUUCCAAACGGAGACCCCUCCCACCUGUCAAUCACAGAGGGCGCCAUCAGGAACGAGCUGGAGUACGAGGAGCAGAACUUGGUGAAAGAGCUGAUGGCCUGCUCCACAAAGGAGCGCAUCGAGGGCAUCAGGAAACUCCCCAUGACCUACCAUGAGAAGAAACACAUCAGGAACAGAGUGCUGGCCUCCAAGUCGUCCAAGAAGUCUCGCCACCUGUCCUGCCUUGCAGACUGCUCUGAGAGCAUGUCGUUGUCUCUCCGUAGGUGUGCGUCGGGCGUGGCGGCGGCGAGGCAGGCCCUGGACCUGUGGCAGGGCACCAUGAAGGAGGUCGGGGGCUCCUUCGGCUCCAGCGUCCUCUCCUACUUCCUGUUCCUCAAGUCGCUGCUCCUGCUCAACGUCUUCUCCUUCGUCAUCAACUUCAGCUUCAUCACCGUCCCCAUGCUGGCCUACGACCACGUGCCCCCCAACGUGACCUUCCGAGGCCUGGAGCUGCUCACUGGAGCGGGCUACUUCAGAUACACGGUCCUGUACUAUGGGGCCUACAGGGCCGACUCCUUCACGGGCCUGCUGCACUACAACAUCCAGCUGGCCUACUUCUUCACCAUCGCCGCCUACAUGGUGCUGUGUGGAGCGGCCGUCCUCUACAGCAUGGCCAGCUCGUUCAAGAUGAACUACGUCCUGUCUGACCCGGUGGGCGGCGGCUCCUGGCAGCUGCUCUGUACCUGGGACUUCAGCGUGACCAAUGAGAAGGCGGUGAGGCAGCGGAAGAACAACCUCCGCAUCCAGCUCAAGGAGAGUAUGUCAGAGAGGAACCAGGGGACAAGUCUGACCCCCGCGGAGAAGAUGAGGCACUUUGGCAUCCACCUCGGUGCCUGGUUCAUCUCCACCAGCAUGGCCGUCGGCUGCGGGAACGCCAUCUACUACCUCAGCCAGUACGAACAGCAGCAAGCGACCAACACGGAGGACUGGUCUCCGGCCCGCGAGGCCGAGACGCUGCUGGUGCCCUUCGUGGUGUCCCUCAUCAACCUGGUGGUGCCCCUCUUCUACUCGCUCUUCAACAAGUUUGAGCUGUACUCCAGCCAGCGGAGACAGAUCUACGCUCUGAUCAUCAGAAAUGUGAUCCUCAAGAUGUCCAUCCUGGGCAUCCUCUGCUACUUCUGGGUCCACGAAGUGGCCCACAAGUUCUCAUGCUGGGAGUCCAUGGUGGGCCAGGCUCUCUACCGCCUGGUCGUCUUCGACUUCUUCUUCAUGAUGUUGGGUUCCUUCUUCGGAGAGUUCCUGAGCAAGGUGAUCGGGACUCGAUGGAUCCCGGGCCUCGGGGUCCCAGAGUUUGACGUAGCGAGGAACGUUCUGGAUUUAAUCUACGCUCAGACGCUUGCUUGGAUUGGGAUCUACUUUUCUCCUCUGCUUCCCGUCCUCCAGAUCUUCAAGUUUCUGGUUUUGUUUUACCUGAAGAAGGUCAGCCUGAUCCAGAACUGCCAGCCCCCGCGGCGGGUGGGCCGGGCGGCGCAGAUGAAGACCAUCUUCAUCGCGCUCCUCUUCUUCCCCUCCUUCGUGGGCUCGCUGUCCCUGGUGGCGUACACCUCCUGGAGCCUGACCCCUUCCCCACUCUGCGGUCCGUUCAAGGGCCUGAACAGUACCUUUAGUGUGGUGGAGGUCUGGAUGACCAGCCUGGAGGGGGUGCCCGCCGCCACAUGGGCGGUCUGGGUCUACGCCAACGUGGUCCGCAGUGAGAUCUUCUACUUCCUGGUCACCAUCAUCAUCCUGUUCAUCACGUUCGUUUUCUGGCAAGUCACCCAAGGUCGCAAGCUACUCAUUCUGCUACUGAGGCAGCAAAUCGUUAAUGAAGGAAAAGACAAGACCUUCCUGCUUGACAAACUUCAGGCUCUUCAGAAAUCUAAUCCCACUCAGCAUCCAAAGUCCAAGAUCAAGAAACAGCGGCGUUCCGGCGGCUCCUCGACGGGCGUGCGGUCCAGCUCCAACGCCAUGGUGCAGACCUUCCUGUCCGUUGAGCAAGGCAGCAGAGGGACCUACCCCCGGGAGCCCCCCUCUCCCUCCCACCUCUCCAUCAGCUUCCAGGGGACCCCCCUCCCGUCGGAGCGCCAGUCCCCCUCCGACGCCCUGGGGCUGACCCUGAGGGCGGGGCAGCGGGCGGAGGUCCACCAGCCCUGGACCCCCCCCUCAGCGGACCCGCUGGUCAGGGUGAUGCGGGCCAGGGACGCCUACGACGGACCCCCGGUCCCCCUGGACGGCGGGACCUCCUCCGCCUCCGGGGUCAUGAUGCAGGUGAUGGAGGCCAGGAGGAGGGCGGAGGGGGGUGGGGGGCGGGGGGCCCCAGAGAGAAUAGGGCCCGGCUCCUCCAGUGCGCUGAUCCAGGCCAUGCUGGCCCGACAGCAGGCGCAGAACGAGUACGACGACGGGUACUGAGCCCGCCGGGCUCCAUGCCAACUACCAGCGCUGGGGACUAGACUCUCCGGGCUCCAUGCCAACUACCAGCGCUGGGGACUAGACUAUCUGGGCUCCAUACCAACUCUACCAGCGCUGGGGACUAGACUCUCCGGGCUCCAUACCAACUCUACCAGCGCUGGGGACUAGACUAUCUGGGCUCCAUACCAACUCUACCAGCGCUGGGGACUAGACUAUCUGGGCUCCAUACCAACUCUACCAGCGCUGGGGACUAGACUAUCUGGGCUCCAUACCAACUCUACCAGUGGUGGGGACUAGACUAUCUGGGCUCCAUACCAACUCUACCAGCGGUGGGGACUAGACUAUCUGGGCUCCAUACCAACUCUACCAGCGCUGGGGACUAGACUAUCUGGGCUCCAUACCAACUCUACCAGCGGUGGGGACUAGACUAUCUGGGCUCCAUACCAACCGUACCACAAUAGGCCGAAUGGGGAAGAUGGGAGAUAUGCAUCUUCAAUGAUUUCUGUUUAAAUCUCACUUUGCAAUAUAGUUCAAAUCAAUAGUUAAUUAGUUAGUUCAUGUAUAUUCAUCUAUGAGAACACAGAGAGACGGUCUCAAAUGCAUUUCUAUGAAGUUAAUAAUUUCUGUUUGUGAGCGAAGAACCAUUUUUUUUUUCUUGCAAUGAAGGCUUAUGCCUUUGAAGGAUGGGAUUAAUGUUUCCCUAAUUAGUCAUGUUUUUUAAAUGAAUGAUAAAAAAUGCUUUUACUGUCCAUGGUUUCAAUUAAAAAGAAAACAACAUU
This is a messenger RNA of Gadus macrocephalus (Pacific cod), 4457 nucleotides long. RefSeq names its product transmembrane channel like 5 (gene tmc5). Bases 841 to 3678 code for a protein of 945 amino acids. The transcript is spliced from 21 exons. Lineage: Eukaryota; Metazoa; Chordata; Actinopteri; Gadiformes; Gadidae. Gene Ontology annotation, molecular function: mechanosensitive monoatomic ion channel activity. Gene Ontology annotation, cellular component: plasma membrane. The record is from RefSeq and is a predicted model, not a curated record.